Molecule: messenger RNA, 1248 nt
Organism: Neopsephotus bourkii (Bourke's parrot)
Lineage: Eukaryota; Metazoa; Chordata; Aves; Psittaciformes; Psittacidae
Exons: 5
Coding region: 217-1248 (343 amino acids)
Cellular component (GO): cytoplasm
Source: RefSeq, a predicted model, not a curated record
CUUGGUGACCCCCCCGGCCACUGUAUAAAAGGCAACGGCUCAUACCCCUCGUGGCAGUGUCCGGCAGGACGGUGACGGGACAGAGCAGGAGCACAAGACUGGUGCAGACCCCUGAGCGCAGCCCACAUUGCUCCCUGUUGCCCCAGCAGCCCCACGGUGCCGAGACACUUCUUGGAACAUUCUUCAUUCCCCACCCUAUACCUUUGUCUGAAGAGGAUGAUGGAGGAACACGCUGCGUGCAUGCAGUUCAUCCAGACUUUUCUGGAGAGCUCAGUGAAGGAGGAGGCUCAGAAGAUCCAGUUCCUGCAGACCAUCUCCACCCUGAGCGAGGCUGCCAGAGAUGAGGGCUUCUCACAGGAACUGAAGGAGUUCUAUCACCAAUUUCAGGUGGCAAAGAACAUCGAGGCACUGGUGGAAGAGGAGCCCAUGGACCACCUGCGCACAGCCGUGCGGCAGGAAGCCAUGCUUGCCCUCGCCGAUAUGAGCCAAGUGGACAUGGCACUGGGGGGCAUGAAAGAAAGCCUUUUAGAGGCCUGCUUCAGGAGUGUCUUCUUGCUUCCUCCUAAAACAGACAUGCAGGGCCUAGACAGCUCCCUCUACUUUGAUACCCUGGAUGCCAUGGACAUCCUGCUGCAGAGCUUGGUGCUCAGCUCCCCUGGCUGUGGGGAGCUGAAGAGUAUCUUGCAGGUGCGGCACUGGCAGAGAGUGGGGUUCGCAGGGGCUGUUGCUCACCCUGGAGGGACAGGAGUGUCCACUCUGGAGUGGACGGUGUCCUCCCCAGCACCACGCACACAGCACACCGCAGGAAGGGUGCUCAGCUCCCCUGGGGGACCCAGACAUGGCCCACCGUGCUCUUCCAGGAGCAGCGUGACUCUGGCUGCAGUCAACGUCAUUUCCCCUCUGCAGCCUCCUUCUGUACCAUGGCAAAGCCCAGCCCAUGGCACUUUUGGGCCAGCUCCAUCCCCAGAGCUUUCCAGAGCUUUCCUCGCACCAAAGGAGUGGGAAGCAUUGACCCCUCUCCUCAGGCACCACAGCAGUGGCUGCGGGUGCUGUCCUUCUUCCCCUGCCUCGCAGUCCCUCCUGCUUUUCUGCCCAGGUCUGACUGGGGCAGAGACCCACUGGAACCUGCCUCUCCUGCACAGGGAGCCCAGCCCUGACGCUCUGCACUCCUGGCUUCCUAGAGAGCCGUAUGCCCAUUCCCCCAUUGCAGCCCCUCCAAUCCCUGGCAGGGUGCUGCCCAAGAGCUGA